Owenia fusiformis is the source of this 1906-nucleotide messenger RNA. Lineage: Eukaryota; Metazoa; Annelida; Polychaeta; Sabellida; Oweniidae. The record is from the annotation of a GenBank genome assembly.
UGUCAUCGUGCGUAUUGUCUAGACUUUAUUUUACCAUUGUAUUAUUUGUUCAACAUGAUCAUGAUACAUCGGGGCAACAUACUUUCGGCCAUUCUGGCUAUAGUGUUGGCAGUUCUAGCAUCUGAUGGUUUUGCUGGCCAUAUUUGUAAACCCUGCAAGAGGAUUUGCAGGAGGGAAAGAUUAAGCGAAAAAUGCAAAAGUAUUUGUAAACUUCAGCAGGGAUUUGUAUGUGAUGGUGGCUGUUGGAAAAAGUGCCUAAAUGAUGCAAGUAUGCCUUUGAAAUUUGCUCUUGAACCUUGCCUGAGGAAAUGUACAAAAUCGACAGAUACUUCAACACCUACAUCAAAAUGUAUUCCGAUAGACAUAGCCGUGAUAGGUGGGGGAAUAGGUGGCGCAUAUACAGCCUGGAAGUUAAAGGAAAGCAAACAGUCCAUACACUUAUUUGAAUAUUCCAACCGAAUAGGAGGGCGUGUAUACAGUCGAAAACUACCGGGUAUCGACUACAGAAUGGCUGAGAUGGGCGCGAUGAGGUACUUUCCAGCAGUGAAAACGAAGGAGGGAACGUAUGGUCACGUGUUAGUCAGCAACGCAAUAGAAUCUCUCAAACUGGAAACCAUGGACUUUCAAGACUACAGUGGCGAUUUUAAAUCGAACAUCCAGAAUAAUACAUUCCACCUCAGAGGAAAACAUAUGAAAUAUAACGACCUGAAUAGUUCUAAAGUACCCUACAAUUUGUACCAAGAUGAAGUGGGAAAAUCCCCAACACAACUGCGCAGGAAAAUCUACGAAGCUAGCGUUCCAAAUCCCGAUUCUGGUGAUAACAAACUAGAUAAAGAUGGGAUUGAUUUAUUCAAACAAAGAUAUGACAGAAUCUGGCGCAAAUACGGUGGCUCGAUGGAAGCAAUGGAAUAUAUCUCAGACGCUUCUGGGUUUGAAUUUUCUGAAGAAAAUGCAGCUAUAAAUGUACCUGUCGCUGCUGGGGGAUCCUGGGAUGAAAUACGAUUUAAAUCACUCAAAAAUGGAAUGAGCUCUCUCCCUAUGACAAUGAUAGAACAGUUUAAAGAAAGCAACCCAGAAAGACAUAAAGUGCACAUGAACCAUAAGUUGAUACGCAUCGAAAGGCAAGGGCAGAAUGAACUGUUAACAUUUCAAAAAACAACAACCAACAACUAUAUCACAUCAGAUACUGAGAACCAGACGACCGUGUGUGCUAAACGUGUCAUCUUAGCACUACAUAAAGAUGCUCUCAUGGAAAUCGACUGGCAACCUUUUAAAAAUCAGGAUUUCAUCGACUACCGGCUAAAUGCUGUCUUUGGACAAGAGUUUUUUGAAAUGUACCUUGGCUACGAAGAGCCAUGGUGGGAGGGACUAGGAUUCACAACAGGGAGAGCUGUCUCCACCCUUCCUGUUGGUCAGAUACUAUACAUGGGCCAAGGUAAACCCUCCUCUGAUAUAGUAUUGCAAGACGGUAACAGGAAAUCAAUGUUGUUGGUUAACUCAGGUUACCCACGUGCUUCAUUCUGGGAUGACUCAUUUUUAAAUAGUCAACCACACCUAGCCACGCCUCAAGCUACCGACAUGCUUGUAAGUGAAUACAACAUAUCAGAGGCAAUUUUAGUUGAGGCCCAUAACCAGAUUGCAGAGGUACAUCAGCUACGUCCUGAAGAACUAGCACGUCCGUACACAGGCGUAAUGCAUUAUUGGAAAGGGGCAUCUAUCUAUUCCUGGAAGGCCGGUGCUAACUUGGAAAUCAUUUCCAAACAAAUGAUCAAACCUUUUGAAGAUGCAAACGUGCACAUUGUUGGGAGUUGCUAUAGUAAUUCACAAUGGAUGGAGGGAGCUCUGGACUCAGUUGAAGAACUAUUAGAUAGGUAUUAUAACCAACAAAAUGAUACAUGGAUCUAAA